GGACUCAACGGUAGGAGUAAGCAGAAUCAUGCUAUUAAAUUCCAUCGAUAGAAUCAGGACUUGGGGCUGUAAAUGAUGAGAGUUGGUGAUAUUCUUUUUUAGUGGUGAAGGUUUGAAGGAACAAGUGAUUUAAUCGAUUGAACAAAACAGAGAUGUUCUCACUCUUUUAUGGACUCUGGAAGUACAUAUUUAGUAAGACAGAGUUUCAUGUACUGAUUCUUGGAAUCGACAAGGCUGGGAAAACAACUUUGUUGGAGAAAUUGAAAUCCCUAUACUCAAACUUGGAAGGCUUACCACCUGAUCGAAUUGUUCCGACUGUGGGGCUUAAUAUUGGUCGAGUCAAAGUUUUAAACACAAAACUUGUGUUCUGGGACCUGGGAGGCCAGCCUGGCCUUCGCUCAAUUUGGGAGAAAUACUAUGAAGAGGCACAUGCUGUGGUAUUCGUAAUUGAUGCUGCCUGCCCUUCUCGUUUUGAAGAUUCAAAAUCUGCACUUGAAAAAGUUCUUAGACACGAGGAUCUGCAGGGAGCCCCUCUCUUGAUAUUAGCAAACAAGCAGGAUCUCUCCGAAGCUGUAACAGCCGAAGAAUUAUCACGAUAUCUUGAUCUUAAAAAAUUGGAUGAAAGGGUUUACAUGUUUGAGAAUGUUUCUGCUUUUGAUGGGUCGGGAAUCAAAGAAGGCGCGGAGUGGUUAGUGGAGGUAAUGGAAAGAAGCAAGAGAACCGAAAUGUUGAGAAAUCGUGCAGGUGUGGCUGGUCCAACUUAGAGCUUUAGAGGGGGGACGAUACCAGGUUAAAAAUAUCCUGCUUUUUUGUAG
Hibiscus syriacus is the source of this 815-nucleotide messenger RNA. Its product is annotated as ADP-ribosylation factor-related protein 1-like. The record is from RefSeq and is a predicted model, not a curated record. Gene Ontology annotation, cellular component: Golgi apparatus. NCBI's taxonomy places the organism in Eukaryota, Viridiplantae, Streptophyta, Magnoliopsida, Malvales, Malvaceae. The transcript has 8 exons. The coding region runs from base 153 to 764 and encodes 203 amino acids. Gene Ontology annotation, molecular function: GTPase activity; GTP binding. Gene Ontology annotation, biological process: intracellular protein transport; Golgi to plasma membrane protein transport; protein localization to organelle.